CGGGCGCGGACAAACGGCGUCGCGCUGUUGACAAGUGACUUUGCAUUGCGCGAAGAAGCCGGUUCACAGUGUUCGUGUGUACAGACAGUUAACUUGCUUUCAUUCCCUGUCGAGACACCGACCAGAGCACACGGAUCCGAAGCGGUGCGAAAGUGAAACUGUUGGCUUUUGUUUUUGGCUUAUCAGCGGGUUAUCGAGACGAGGCAGAAUGACCGAGAAGUGCAAAUGUGGUCCGGGAUACGCAACGCCACUGGAUGCGGUUCGCAAUGGCCCGGUGGAGAAACUGCUGUACGUCGUUUGCGUUCAGCCGAAUCUCGACGAAGAGCACGGAGACUACCUGGCGACGGUGGACGUUGACCCCACCAGUCCAACCUACUGUCAGAUCAUCCAUCGUACAUACACCAACAGCAAAGGGAACGAGCUGCACCACAGCGGUUGGAACACUUGUUCCAGCUGUCAUGUUGUGCCGGGCGAUAAGGAAGUUCCCCGGCGCGAUCGGUUGGUGCUUCCGUGCCUUAACUCCGAUCGCAUUUUCGUCGUCGACACGGGCACCGAUCCUCGGGCCCCCACGCUGGCCAAGGUGGUCGAACCGGAUGUUCUGAAGUCGGUCAACUGUACGGCACCGCAUACCACGCACUGUCUACCGAAUGGCAACAUUAUGAUGUCGGUGAUGGGUGACGCCGAGGGAAACGCCAAGGGUGAAUUUGUGGAAUUCGAUAAGGAGUUUAAUCUCGUCGGAACGUGGACAAGGGGCGAGCGGAGGGCGCUGUGUGGCUAUGACUACUGGUAUCAGCCGCACUUCAACGUGAUGGUCGCUUCCGAGUGGGGUGCCCCGAAGCUGUUCCGGCGCGGAUUCCGUCCGACCGAUAGCGACGAUCGUACCCAGUACGGCUGCCGAUUGAACUUCUACCGCUGGCAGGAGCGUGAACUCUUCCAAACGAUCGAUCUCGGUGACGAUGGCCUAACGCCGCUCGAGAUACGCUUCCUGCACAAUCCACGCGAAAACCAAGGCUACGUGGGUUGUGCCUUCUUUGCGAACGUGUACCGGUUCUAUCGAACGCCCGGCAGCGACAAGUACGCCGCGGAAAAGGUGAUCGACGUGCCGGUGAAAACGGUCAUCAACGGCAGCGAGACGGAAAUCAUGGGUGGCAUGAUGACGGACAUCUUGAUCUCGCUCGACGACCGCUUCCUGUACUUCAGCAACUGGCGCCAUGGUGACGUGCGCCAGUACGACAUUACCGACCGGGCGCAUCCCCGGCUCACCGGGCAGGUGUUUCUCGGCGGUGCCAUCUUGAACGAUUCGCCCGCACGGGUGGUGGACGAUCCGGAACUGAGCGAGCAACCGGCCCCGGUGUUCGUGAAAAACCGUCGCCUCCUAGGUGGACCGCAGAUGCUGCAGCUGUCCCUCGACGGAAAGCGGCUGUACGUGUCGUCCAGUCUGUUCUCGCCCUGGGAUAAACAGUUCUACCCGGAGAUGGUGCGUGCGGGUGGCACGAUCGUGCAGCUCGACAUCGACGUCGAGAACGGCGGGAUGACACUGAACGAAAACUUCCUGGUGGACUUUGGCAACGAACCGUACGGUCCGGGGUUGCCACAUGAGAUGCGGUAUCCCGGUGGUGACUGCACCUCGGACAUUUGGCUCGUGAACGAGUGAAUGGAAAGGCGCGGGGCGGGAAACAGCCAGAUGAAAGUUUAUUAUGCAUUCCAAGUUUAUUAUCCUUACCUCAAUGUGAGGUAAUUAUUUUUGUAAAUUAAAUUAAUUCAUUUUGUAUUAACAUGCUUUGAAACGCAUUCAAUAUAGCAGAAAAUGAAAAAUCAUAAACAUAUAAAUGCGUUUUAUU
This is a messenger RNA of Anopheles coustani, 1841 nucleotides long. RefSeq names its product methanethiol oxidase. The coding region runs from base 209 to 1654 and encodes 481 amino acids. Gene Ontology annotation, molecular function: selenium binding. NCBI's taxonomy places the organism in Eukaryota, Metazoa, Arthropoda, Insecta, Diptera, Culicidae. The transcript is spliced from 4 exons. The record is from RefSeq and is a predicted model, not a curated record.